Molecule: messenger RNA, 4470 nt
Organism: Nakaseomyces glabratus
Lineage: Eukaryota; Fungi; Ascomycota; Saccharomycetes; Saccharomycetales; Saccharomycetaceae
Gene: HSL1
Product: protein kinase HSL1
Biological process (GO): intracellular signal transduction; protein phosphorylation
Cellular component (GO): cytoplasm
Molecular function (GO): protein serine/threonine kinase activity; ATP binding
Source: RefSeq, a predicted model, not a curated record
AUGUCAGUUCUAAUACCCCAUCAACAGCAGAGACUAAGGGCCUCUUCUGCAGCUAAGAAAGCUGCUUGGAACGCUAUGAAUAAGACGGUAAAUAUAGUCAGCCCGCACAAUAAUGUCAACUACGUGAAAAAGCCAUCCCCAAAGACCAAUUCUAACCAUUUGGACCGUGUCAUCAAGUCGGUUAAUGAUGCUACAAAGAGGCUCUCGGAGGCAGAAUCUAUAAAUAGCAAUAAUACAAAAUCUUCCAAAAGGAAAUCAAGAGACACCGUGGGUCCAUGGAAACUUGGGAAGACCCUCGGUAAGGGCUCCUCCGGGAGAGUUCGACUAGCUAAGAACAUCGAGAAUGGUACCUUAGCCGCGAUAAAAAUCGUGCCAAAGAGAACGUAUAACAGGCGUAUGAGGGAUCAGAAAAUGAAAACCGCUGGUGGCGUGUCGAGUGGGACAGAUUCCAAAGAUUCAUCUAACAGGGAAGAUCCUAUAAAGAAUGGCACGGACUCAGCUCUGAACCCAUAUGGUAUUGAGCGUGAAAUAGUUAUAAUGAAGCUAAUAUCACACCCAAAUGUCAUGGGCCUUCUCGAAGUAUGGGAAAACAAAUCAGAAUUAUAUUUGGUGUUGGAGUACGUGGAUGGUGGUGAGUUAUUCGAUUACUUAGUUUCUAAAGGAAAGCUCUCGGAACCUGAAGCAGUACAUUAUUUUACACAAAUCAUACAAGGUGUCUCAUAUUGCCAUUCUUUCAAUAUCUGUCACAGAGAUCUAAAACCAGAAAAUCUUUUAUUAGAUAAGAAGAACAAAGUAAUCAAGAUAGCAGACUUUGGUAUGGCUGCGUUGGAACUACCCAAUAAAUUACUAGAGACCUCCUGUGGAUCACCACACUAUGCAUCGCCUGAAAUUGUGAUGGGUAAACCAUAUCAUGGUGGUCCAAGCGACGUAUGGUCUUGUGGUAUCAUUUUGUUCGCAUUAUUGACUGGACAUUUACCCUUCAACGAUGAUAAUAUUAAAAAGUUACUACUUAAGGUUCAAGCCGGGAGAUUUCAACUACCUCCAUAUUUAACUAAUGAUGCCAAGGAUUUAAUAACAAGAAUAUUAGUGACUAACCCUGAAAAACGACUAACGAUUAAUGAAAUUUUAAAUCAUCCAUUAAUUAAAAAAUACAGGAAUCCACCUGCUCAUAUUCGAAAGCUCAAUCUUUUGGGACGAGGUAAAUCAAAUUCAGAUUUGCAUGUCCUUGAAUAUAAUACCCCCGCCACAGUGUGUUUGAACUCAGAGGAGGAUAUUGAUCAGUCGAUCUUGAAAAGUCUGCAGAUUCUAUGGCAUGGUACUCCAAGACAACGUCUAGUAGAAAGGCUUCUAGUUGAAGGAGCAACAGAGGAAAAGUUGUUCUAUUCACUCUUGUUUCAGUAUAAGUUAAAACACUCAAAACCAAUAUCAGCUACAAAACUUCAAAAGAAAAUAGAAGAUGUUGUGCUUGAGAAUGAAUCAACAAAAACUGAAUCUAAAGAUAGUAGCAACGAGCCAGGUAUUGACAACAACAAUGAUACUUCUGACUUCACACAAGAUGGAAAUUCCUCUGAAAUGGUAAAUGAAUUGCAUACAUCAGCUCCAAUGCUGGAACAAAAGUCACAGUUUAGUCAGCAUUCUUUGAAGAGUAAAGAGACUGUGCCAAUUUCGGAUCUGCCACCAUUACCGCCUGUAAUUCCUACAUUCGCGGCCUCAUCUUCGAAGGCUUUCAGAAGAAGUAAAUCAAACCUGUCUUCGUAUCUGAAAAGGCCAAAGUUAGAAAACGCUAGAUCAAGAACCUCGUUAUUUAAUUCUUCUUCGAAUACAUCUAUUACCAGUUCAUCUAUUUCGGAGCUAAAUACUAGGCCAAGAGGAAAUAUACCAUUAUCGCCAAGUAAUAUUACUUUAACUUCAUUAGUUUCUUCCAGAUCAUUGCAUAAUUCUGCUUCAAAAAAAUCUUUGAAGAAUUUACAGAAGAGAACUCUUCAAAAUUCUGAGUCUAAAAGAUCACUUUAUUCGCAGACUUCAAUCUCAAAGCGUUCCUUAAACCUUAAUGACUAUUUGAUUGGAGGGCCUUCUAACUCCGCGGAACUUCCACCUCUACCUAAGCUCGAUUCUAAUAACGAAUUUGAAAUGUUAUGUGAUAAAAUCUUGAACACUAGUGCAUUAGAUAAUAUUCUUGAGGAAGAGGAAGAGGAUAUCACGCCUUCAAAGAAUACAACUCAAACAAAUGAUGUACAUAAUGAAGAUACUAUAAUUCGCAAAGAAAUGCAUGAUUUUGAGAUUAACGUCAAUAAUCAUCAACCAGAAUUUAAACGCCAGCCAUCAGAUUUCUCAGUGAAUGGACCAGAUACAUCUAUUUUUAGUAUAGAACCCAUGCCAGAAGGACUUGGUAUUAGUAAAAAGCCAGUACGUGUACAACCCACCUUUAAUUUUAUUAUUGAUGAAGAUAAAGUUGAUGAUAGCAUUAAGGUUAAGCAAGUUUCUGGUACGGGACCAUCUAAUAAUGUUCUCAAAGAUAUAAGCAACCAGAUUAAUAAUGGUAAAGGAAUUGAAAACUCAAAAUUGCAUCCUACUUCCAAUAACAACUACAAAAAUAUCAGAAAUGUUACCGCUCCAGAAGGUAACUUUACAUCAAAAACAUUUUCGUUAGAUCCAAGGAGGAAUGUUUCUCAACCUCCAAAAGAGUCGUUGUUCCAUAGUCUCUUAAACAAUAAAUCUUCCAAAAAUGCUGAAGAAAAUACUCAGUUUGAGUCCAAGUCAAAGCAAUACAACUUUAUGAAUAAAACUGCACAUUCUGAAUUUGAAAAAGAAAGGCUAAAUGCUCACAGAGACGCGGAUAGAUCGAAUGAUCAAAAUGUGUAUAAUGAAACCAGCGUUCUUGCGCAAUCCAGUACGAUUCAUGAGUCUCCUUUGUUAUCAAUUCCUUCAACUUUAUUGAACACAUCUAUGACCUUCAAAAAUCUGGUUGACAUGCUACAAGAAAAUAAACUAGAUGAUAUCAACGAAACUGUGGCUAAAGAGAGCAGUGCACCACUGAGAAAAAAAUCUACAAAGUUGUCUUUGGCUCCUCAUUCUAAUUUGGUCUCUGAUUUGAACAAAAGGACAAGUGGUUACAACACAUUAGCAAGUGUUGAUAGAUCUUCUUCUGAUCUAUCAUAUGCCAUAGAUCUACCAACGAAUACCAAUAUUGCAGAAAUUGUUUAUCUAUCUGGUAAUAACAAGCAAUCUUCUGAGAAGAAUAUAUUCAUGUUAUCUAAUGAUAACAAUGAAACAGAGCUUUUUCACACUGAUGAAAAUAAAACUUCCAUAAAAAGUGCAGUCAAUAUAUUCGAAGAUCCUCCAUCGGAUUCCACGUCAUUGCAAACAUCCUCUUCUGAAUCGGAUUCUAUACCAAAAGUACAAAGGAAAGCCGUUUCUAUUGAAACGCUAAAUGCAUCUAAUAUAAUUACACCAGCUGCAGAUGUGCGUGUUAGUUUGUAUGGGAAUAAUGUGUCCAAUUCAAAUACUAUGCCAAGAGAGACUACUGAAGAGCUGAUCUCUAGGUUCAAGUUGACGCCGGAAAAGCCUCAACAUCAAGUGCAGAAAAGAUUCUCUUCAUUAACUCAAACAGGACGGAAUACCGAUUCGAUUGCAUUAUCACAAAGCAUGAUUUCAAUGUUUAAGGAUGCAGAGGAAAACGGAAACAACAAAUCUGUGAAGGUAUUGGACCAAGUUGAGGAAGAAAAUGCCAGUAAAUUAACACCUACAAGUCCAAAAAAUAGAGUCACGAUGCUUUUUGAUGAUUAUGAAGCACAACAGAAUAUUACAAGUGAUCAAAGCAAUAAAAGUUCAAAAGUUAUAGAGAUUCCAAACGAUUCCCCAAUCAAAGUGAAGGUUCAGAAGGCCUCUACCAUUUUCGAGAAGGAAAUUAUAUCUGCUGCUGAAGCAGAUGAGAACGACCAUUUAAGGAUCCCUUAUGAGAGCAAAAGUAAGAAGGAAAUAGCACAGGUGCAUCAACAGGAACAAAAAGAACAACAAGUGAGAAAACCUACCGAAUCGCAAGAGAAGGCUGUACAAAAGACUACGAAACCAAGUUGGUUCUCAAAGCUAAUACACGGUUUCAAGACAACGGGAGGAAGCGGGCAUACAAAACUGAUUAGAGAGCACUCUACAAAAAUGACUUUUGAAGAAGUCCAUAUGAUAACGGUGAAAGAAUUUGGAAAUAAUGGUAUCGAUUAUCAACUCCGUACUUUGGAUAAGAAAGGAGAUCGUGAGAAAGUUGAAUAUGAUUGUAAAUUUGUUAAAGGAAAUUUUGAAUUCAAGAUUAAGAUCUUUAAUUCCGGUUUCCCUCAUCAAAACACAAUCAUUACAGUCAAAAAGAAAGGUAAGAUUAAUUCUAAAGAGACAACAGAUUUGUUCCAGAGGUUUAAUGCUAACAUUGAGAAUUUGAUCAAGUCUGCAGAAAGGAACAUAGAGUCAAACCCGAAAUAA